UAUUCGCCGUAGUAUGGUACCAUUAUUUAGUUCGCGGAGUCUUUCGAGCGUAUCAAGCGACAGGGAGGAUGAUGAUGAUGAUAACUCGACUUACGAAAAAUACUCGAGGUCAGACAGCGACCGAGAAGAUGAUGAUGACAACUCGACUUACGAAAAAUCCGCGAGGUCUGACAGCGACCGAGAAGAUGAUGAUGAAAAUUCAACCUAUGAAAGUCGAUCAAGCAGCAGCAGCAACAAACGAUCUCGAUCUGAUAGCGAUAGAGAAGAUGACGAUGAAAAUUCAACCUAUGAAUCACGAUCAAGUAGCAGUUCGAGCUCUAAUGUCCAAGUAAGUCAUUAUUGA
Cydia fagiglandana is the source of this 343-nucleotide messenger RNA. Its product is annotated as nucleolar transcription factor 1-B-like. The transcript has 7 exons. Bases 14 to 343 code for a protein of 109 amino acids. The record is from RefSeq and is a predicted model, not a curated record. Lineage: Eukaryota; Metazoa; Arthropoda; Insecta; Lepidoptera; Tortricidae.